Molecule: messenger RNA, 433 nt
Organism: Arvicola amphibius (Eurasian water vole)
Lineage: Eukaryota; Metazoa; Chordata; Mammalia; Rodentia; Cricetidae
Gene: Lst1
Product: leukocyte specific transcript 1
Exons: 4
Coding region: 71-355 (94 amino acids)
Biological process (GO): dendrite development; cell morphogenesis; immune response
Cellular component (GO): membrane
Source: RefSeq, a predicted model, not a curated record
GGGCCAUUAAGGCCAGUAGAACAGGGGUUAGUUUAGUCUUGACCUUCAGGCCUGGUCUCAGUCCCUGGAUAUGUCAAGUUUCCUAAAGGUUCUCAAGGAGUAUGGGGGCUUCAUGCUGGGAGGGCUCCUUCUCCUGCUUGUCAUCAUUCUGUCUGUCUGCCUGCGCCGGAUCCAUCAGAGAGUGAAGAGACUGGAAAGGAAUAAGGCGCAGACCCUAGGGCAGGAGCUCCACUAUGCAUCUCUGCAGAAGCUGCCAGUGUCCAGCAGUGAUGUCACAGACAGAGAGGACGGCGAAGGCAUGAAGGAGGACCUCAGCACUGACUAUGCCUGCAUCGCCAAGAACAAACCCACCUGAGCACCCCCAAAUGCUCCCCUCUACCUGGGCGGGUGGUCAAAAAUGCCCUGGAGUCACCUAGUAAAGACUGCUUCCCCA